GUAAAAGAGGGUUCUUCAUUGGAGACUUGACGGACGGCGGCAUUUGCUUGAUCUACGCAUACUGCGCAAUCAUGAGUGAGAAACCAAUAUCUACUGCUAUAACUGCAAACAUCAAACCAUCUGCAGGCCAAGAUGAAAAGAAGAACAACCUCCCCGAGGACUUCGACAUCGAUAUGGAGAACCCGCAGACGGAGAAGGCCGCUGUGGCCAUCCAGUCGCAGUUCAGGAAAUUCCAGAAGAAGAAGCAGGAUGUGAAGUCUUAGAGGCCGUGUGGCUUGCUGGAUCCUCAUGUCUGCAUGUCAAUCAAACCGCACCAUUCUGAACUCUAACAGAGCGCUACAGAAGUUGUAUAAUCAAUGUUUUUGAAGUCAGUGUAUAGUUACUAAAUUGAUUACCAUUAUUUCUUGUGUAUAAUGCGCAUGCAUGUAUUAUACGUACCCCCAAAUAUUGAUCUCAGAAUUCUGGAAAACCCUUCUACCCAUGUAUAAUGCACUUUUACAAUGCAUGAUUUUACCUCUACCCAUAUGAUCAAAAUAUGAAGUAUUUGCAGUUUGAUGGUUUUAUCAAAGAAUUAUUUCUGAAGUUAAGCCCUUUAUUUGAACACGUAGUGUCUUAUUUUUAUUUGCUUUCUCUUAUUUAGGA
Messenger RNA from Syngnathoides biaculeatus (alligator pipefish), 642 nucleotides. It is a transcript of the gene pcp4a, whose product is annotated as Purkinje cell protein 4a. Gene Ontology annotation, molecular function: calcium ion binding; calmodulin binding. The transcript has 3 exons. Gene Ontology annotation, cellular component: cytoplasm. The coding region runs from base 72 to 263 and encodes 63 amino acids. Lineage: Eukaryota; Metazoa; Chordata; Actinopteri; Syngnathiformes; Syngnathidae. The record is from RefSeq and is a predicted model, not a curated record.